Molecule: messenger RNA, 729 nt
Organism: Ostreococcus tauri
Lineage: Eukaryota; Viridiplantae; Chlorophyta; Mamiellophyceae; Mamiellales; Bathycoccaceae
Product: unnamed product
Exons: 1
Coding region: 1-729 (242 amino acids)
Source: RefSeq, a predicted model, not a curated record
AUGUCCAACGCGUGCGCAUCGCGCGGCAUCGCCCGUCGUCACUCGAGCGUCCCGUCGUCGUCGUCGUCGUCGUCGUCGUCGUCGUCGUCGUCGUCGGUCCGCAGACGUGCCGCCGUCGUCGUUCGAGCCAAGGGUAAGCGAAGUCGACGCGCGGAGUUUUUAGACGUCAACUCGGAGAAAUCGCGCGCGGCGUCGGGAGGGAAGAACGUCGCGGGCGCUCUCGGACCGAUCUCCGAGCGCGACGUCGACCUGAAGAGCGACGGGAGGGACGAACACUUCUUGUUCGCCAGACGCAAGUCAGAGGCGGGCGACGAGCGGUGGUUUCCGCUCGGCGACGUGUCCUUUGCGCGAGCGAACGGGACGGUGGACGACGUGACGCGCGAGCGAUACGCCAUACUAGUGGAUUACGCGAAGAAGAGACACUUAAAGCUGUGCGUCGGGCGCGCGGAGAUUGAGAUCGGGGCGAGGGUGCAGCGCGGGGCGAAGCAUCCGCGGGCGGCGUCGGAGACCGAAAUCGUAGUCGUUGCCGAUGAGACGUCGCCUAAAUGGGAUCCAGCCGAUUACUUCGACGAAUCGAAGAGAUUUGGGGAGUUUCCCGCUAUAUUGCGACUGAUGAAUAACGCAGAACCUGUGACGGCGGCGGUGAAGAAUCAAAUGCUCCGAGCGUCGACGCAGUUUGCAGGCGCGACGGCCGCUACCCCAAACUUUCGCCGCCUGGGAUCGGAAUGA